AUGUUUCUGGUGAGUUUGGAUCCCGGCGGAGCCUGCUGGAGGCUUCUCGCUCCUCGAGUGAACACCUGGCGCCACGUCACGGAGUUUCCACGCAGUGGAGCAGAGAGUAAAAUUUUUGAAGCUAGGUUUGGAGCGCGCUUGCUGCAUUUUCCCGCGAAACUCAGAAUUCCUCACUGAUUUGGUCAAUUUUGCCCCUUUUUAGAUAAAGUACACGUGUUUUUAAAGUGGUUUCGUCUCUGCAUUAACGUGCUUGUUCCGAAGUUAUAGCACCCCAAAUUUAUUGGAAAAUUUAAAUUGCAAGAUUUCGGCUUUUUACGGAUUUAUUUCUACGAAAAUUUUCCUGUUCAUUGACUAAAAGCAACAUCCCGAUGUUUUGAUAUGUCUUUUAUAAAGUAAAAUGCUAUGAAACACUUUUUAAACUUGUUUUUCUAAAGAAGUUAAUUUCGUCAUAAUUAUUUUAAAUGCACUUUUUUUCGUUCGAAACUGUUUGUGUGUCAUUUUCCAAAAAAACCUUCAACCUUCACCAUUGCUGUUAGCAGCAAUAAUAAAAUUUUCAAGACAUUCGAAAUUUAUUUUCACAAAAAGAUGGAUUUUUGUGUCUUACCGGUGAAGGCCUUUAAGUUCCGGUGAAGGCCUUUAAGCUUUCAAGAGAAACUCUACCCGCCUAAAGAUUGAGGUUAAAGAGAAAUUGGGACAUUCCAGACAUAAUUUUUAAUUUUUUAUUAACUAACCCCAACAGUUCCUUUUCUUUUUCGAUUGUUGGGUUUCGAAUGUUAAAAAGUGUGCGGUGUUCCCUAAGCAAGUUCAUAUAUUAUUUCAAAAAAAUGUGAUUUUUGAGCACUCAAAAACCUAAAUUUGCAGAAAAGAGCAUUGAUAAUGUUGGACUUGCUUUUUUUUGAAUCUAGACUGUGAAAAGACUAUACCUCAGACUCAUGAACUGGACUAAUCAAAAAUUUGAAUGAAAGCCAGUUUUUUUCUAUAAUUUUUUUCUGAGGAUUUGAACAAAAAAAUUUAACAUUUAAACCUUAAUUUGUAAAAAAAUUGUUGAAAAAAAUUAAUGAGACUUGUAUUUCUGAGAAUUAGAGUUCACGAGGGGCUCAGCUAAUUCACUAAUGAUUCGAGGCUGUUCCAGAGAAGUUUCCAGGAUUUCCUGUGAUCCCUUGGAAAUUAAAAAAAUCACCAGAAUUAGUUCCUGUUCAUACUGAAAUGUAUUCUUUUCUCUCAUCUCGAUAUUUUCAGGUCAGAUUGCUCACAGCUAAGCCGGCGAAAAAACCUGCCGCGCCUCUUCCUACUGUUACUGAGAGCAAGCCGGAAGAACAUGGUGAACUUUUUUUUUCCAAAAAAAAACGGCAACUGCAACAAAGUGAAAAAUAAUUUUCCGCGAUUUUCCUGAAAUAUGAGAACGCCUUCGAGAAUCAUUUUUUACACUAAGACGUAUUUCUGAAGUUUACAAAGAAGGGCUUUCAAAAUUUGAUCUGUCCAAAAAAAAAAAACGAUAACGCGCUUUUCGAAAUAGAGAUAGUUCAAAAACAAGUUUUGAAUAUGUCAUUCGAGUUGAAAUUUUAUUUGAAUUGAAACGGAAAUAUAUUCGUAAAUAUAAAAAUAUGUCAACGCUAAAUUACGCUGGUACGAAUCCAAACUAUGUAUACACGGGAUGAAAAUAAAAGGUUUUUUGUUUAUUUCCACCAAUUUUCUCCUGAUAUGAUGGAAUAUUGCGUACGGGAAUCGCGAACCAAAAUCCCAAGCCAACGGCGAAAAGGGGCGGGGCUUUGCGGUCUCCGAACAUAAUUGAAUGUUUUUAGUCAGCGUUCACGAGGUUCUCGUGCCCAUCAGGAAAGAAGAGAAGCAGGAACAAGUCAAAGUGAUAUCGACGAUUGAACGUGCACGAAAGCUGCCAUUUUGCCACGGGUUAGAUAACUGAUCCCCGGAAAACGUGAAGAAAUGAUCAAAUUCAGCUUCAUGCCGUCUCUUGAAGCAGUCAACCUACUUGUUCGCUCAGGAGACUUUUUGGUUCGCCUCCGCGAAGGUAAUUCGGUGGAAACCUUUGGGAUCAAGUUUUGAAAAAUAAAACUUUUCAGUCAAAGGCCAAGUUCGCGUUGUAGUAAGCGUGGCACUUACUUCGGCGCAAUCCACCAAGCUGAGACAGAUCAACGAGAAGGAAGACACGCGGAAAGGAUGCCAGGUGGCGAAGAAAGUCCCGUACGAAAAAGAGGAUGACGGCGAUGUCGCAACUGAUCUAGGGGAGACGGGGGAUGGUGAGGAAACCUGGAAUUAAUUCAAAGAUUUUCGGGAAAAAAACUGUUUCCUUUUUAUGUAAAUUUCCGCCGUGUUCAAUUUGAUUCCGCGAAAUGCAAAAAUACCCGUUAGAGAAAGGAAAAAAGAUCACUAAAUUUUUGGAGAGUCAGAGAUCAUUUUGCAUUUCGCGAAAUCAAAUUGAACACGGCAUUACGGUUUUAGAGACCAAAAGGCAAUUACUUUGUCGAGUUGCGGAUGCGGUUUUAAUUCGUUGGAAAGCAAGGUGGCAUUCAGAAGAGAUCAGUGUCAAAUUGCGUACAAGUUGAUUGAAACAAAAAUUCCAUAAGCGGCUUACAUUUGAAAAAUAAUCUUGGACAGUCGCUUAUGGACUGGACACAAUUGUUUUCGAAGAGUUACGAGAAAGUCAAGGAAAAAAACCAUUCCAAAUGCGGCCAAAAAGUCGUAUUGACUCGAAAAAUACUUGCCGCAGUUAAAAUGACUGUUGAGAGAAUUCCGAAACAACUAGAAUUUCAAGAUCAACGAUAUAAAUAAUAAAUUGUAGCCGCUAUGAACCCUAACUUUACGCCUUCCUGUUCACAUUCAAAUUGUCUCGAGGCCUCAAACGUUAAAAAAAGUCUCAAAAAUAAAAAAAUACGGCUUCAACGUCAAUCGGAUAGUUUUCAGACAGGAGGAAAGGCUCGGACUCGUUUUCCGAGAUCCCGACCUGCUCCCUUCCGCGAGACGAUUGCCGUGAACUACCGGCAUAUGAAGUUGAGAGAGAACAAGAACGGAUGUUCUUUUGGAUGGGGAAUACUAUUUCUCAAAUCUAAACUCUCUGCUCGCGUUUUAUAUGUUUGUGAAAGUUGGAGGUUAGCCAUUUUGAAACUUGUCAUUUUUUUCGUUUGCAAUAAUGCUUUGAAGUACUCUCGCAAACUUGUUAACACCAAGCGCCUAAAUGGGGCCAUACAACACGAAGUUAAAGAGAACUGAGAACAGCCCCCGGGAUCUUUUGAGCAUCGCGACUGAAAUUUCGAUUUUUUCGAGAUUUCAUCGUUUCAUUUUCAUCACUGAAAUCGAUGAAACCAGCCGCAGAGCGCAAUUUUUCAUAUUGACGGAAAAAAAACAGCCGUCCAAAUAACAACUCUUAAAAGCUUUAGGGCGUAAAUAUUCGAAUUUUUGCGGCACUCCUUUCCAAAAACUCGAUCUUUUUCAGGGUCCACAAGAUUUUAAUCUUCGGAACCCAAUAAGUCGCCAGUACGGAUCCUUCCGCUCCUCACAGAUCAAGAUUGUUAAGACGGUGAGGAAUUUUGGAAUGAACCAAAAAAAAUUUCCGGUUUAAAAAUAACCAAAUGUUUUCGAUUUGCUCCUUCUUUUUCAAAAACAACUUUCGAGCUAAAAUAUGUUUUUUGUCGAAUUGGAGUCAUCGUUCUUAAUAUUUGCAGCUCGGGAACGGCGCGUUCGGAGAAGUUUCGCUUGCGGAGAUCAACCACCCGGCUUUCGCGCAGAACAAGGCGGCCGUGAAAACGGUAGGCCUUGAGAAAUCGAGUUUAUUCAGGAAAAGAUCGAAAAAGACGUCUAGAGCUGAAUUUCGAAAUUUGUUGUGUUGAUCAAGAGUUGCAACAAGUCUGAAUUCUGGGAUUUCUUAAGAUCUCAAGACAUUUUGAUGGAUUGGAAUAAAAAUAGGGAUGAACUUGCGUAGAGCAUCUUUUUUUGUCCGUUGUACGGUAUUGAAGUUUUGACUUUCGUUGAAAAAUUAAUUAAAUUGGAAGAAGAACUUUUCCGGACUUUUUGUAAUGCACUUCUAGCGGUCACUUUAGCGGCGUCAGCGCUUAAGUGAUUACUAGAAAAUGCUCAGAUGCGUUUUUCAAGUGACCGAGGUCCGAGUUCUGUCAAAUAUGUAGUGUGCGAUAAAAAGUGCUCUGUGGACAAAAUAAAGACGCAAUUUCUGGGGUUUUUAAGAUGAAGAAAGGCGUACCGGAGCACCUCGGACUUGAAGAAAAAGUUCCUUGUUGAAGGAACAAUCUCCAUCCCGCUGGACCACCCUAAUGUUGUCCGCACAUUAGGGUGGUGUUACGAUUCUAAACCUCUGCAGCUACUGAUGGAACUGUGUCCGGGUGAGGCUUCCAAAAAAAGCAUUCCUUUCAAUCUCUAUGAAAAGUCCCUGUGAAAUUAGUUAACUUCGAAAAAUAAUUUGAAAAAAAUUCCGGAAAAAUAUUUUUUUAAACGAGAAUUUUGCGAUCGCUGAUGUCAAUUAGACUUUUUGACACAUAUCCGCCUAAUCUUCGAAAAUAUGAAUUGCGGUUUCUUUCCGCCUAAAGCUUCGGCGGAAGUCUAUUCCUUUUGAGCUUACCGUCAAUUUUUGAAUUGAUAUCGUUUUUUGAAGGUGGAGCUCUAAGCACUUUUCUCAUGGCCAAGUCUGAGAAAGCCUCGAACCUGACCUUGACGAGGUUCUGCCUCGAUGCCGCGAGGGGACUCGAGUAUUUGCACGACGUUGGGGUCCUACACAGAGAUGUAGCCGCACGAAACUGUCUUAUAGAUGAACACGGAACGGUAUUUUCAUGGAACCUGCAGAGAAUUCACCAAAUUUUUCAGGCAAAGGUGGCGGAUUUCGGGCUUUCGGUUAAGGCCUACUACUAUGAGAUGACUACCGCGGAAAACUUGCCUACCCGCUAUUUGCCACCUGAAAGCCUGACGAGCUACUCUUUUAACGCUGAAUCGGACGUCUACGCCUACGGGGUUUUCUUUUUUCUCAUAUCUGACUAAAUUGGAAACUUUACAGCAUCUCGUCUGCGAAGUGUUCAACAAAUGUCAAAUGCCGUACGCCGGCAUGUCAGGACCGGAGGCCCGAAAACAGGUUACUUUUUUCUUUUUACAAAAAUAGUACGUUUUUUGCAGAUACUCGCGGGGAAAGUGGUCAACGUUCACGAAAGAGCACCCGAAGCUCUUCGCUUUUUUUCGUGGAAAAACAGGAUCUUCGCCUAUCACGCAAUUUACAGGCCGACCAUGCCCCAGGUAUAAACUUUUUUUCAGAGCGCAUUAUUCGACGCAAAAUAGCCUCAAAUUUCAUCUUUGAUUUUCGAAAAAGGUCAUGCGUUUUAUAACUCACAACUUGAUAACUAUCGCCGCUAUUUUUUCUCGAUACUUGAACAAAUCCAAAAAGUUUGAAAAAAGAAGCUUUAGAUAGUCGAGUUCAUGACGGAGGUCAUCAGCAUUUUGAAGGAGGUUUGGCUUUUAAAUUUUUCAUAAAAAUGAUUUCUUUUACAGGCGAAUCCGGGAGACAAUGCAGCAUUUGAGAUUGGAGCUGAAAACAAGGAAGCGAUGCAGCCGAGCACUGGAACUGAAGUGAAUCUUUGUCUUGUCUAUUGA
Caenorhabditis auriculariae is the source of this 5601-nucleotide messenger RNA. Lineage: Eukaryota; Metazoa; Nematoda; Chromadorea; Rhabditida; Rhabditidae. The record is from the annotation of a GenBank genome assembly.